AGAAUGUGGAGACUCUUUAAUAUUAUUUCUGAGUUCUAACUGGAAAACAUGACUGAUUUCAUUAUUGAUUUGAAAGAUGUUUUGCUCUCCUCUUAAACUGUACUUCUUAUUUCUUUAUUUUUCACUGAAGUCAUGAAAGCUGUGAUUGCUUUUUUUUCUUCUGGUUCUCAGUCUUUUCUUCUUUCUUUGGUACAAUCCAUUGUCCAUAAUUAAUAUAGGUUAUUAUACAGAACCAGAUAAACCUAGUAACAAAUGGGUAGAUUUUAAAAAAUGUAAUCAUAUUGAACACUAGCCAUGAAAAAAAUGAUUAUGUUUUUUAUUUUUACAUUCUAACGCUUCUCAGCCCUUUACUAGUAGGAAGGGAAUGUACCAGGGAUGAAGAUCCUCUUCCUAAAGUAGAUCCUGGAAUUAACAAGUGAAAAACUAGCUAACAUCAGUCAUUCUUACAGAGGACUGGAUGAAGGAUUUUUGGAAGGAUAAUGCCACUAGAACCCUUACCUAUUUGUCAAUGUCCCAUCUACUUGAAUGGAACUCAGAAUGGGGCCGAUUCGAUCCCCUCUUCACACAGGUUUGUUAGUGACUGUCCCCAUGAAAGAUUUACAAAGAAAAUCAAAUAUCCUCUCUGUGCACAAGGGUGGCAAUCUCUUCUCCGCCCUUCUAGAUCUGAGAAUGAUACCAAGAAGCAAGAAAUAUAUCACUUAGGAAAUGACACCCCUCUACAGCCUGAAGAGGAUCACAGUUAUGUUGAUUCUUUUCCAAGUUGUCAGCCUCGUUCUGAUGGUGAAUUGUCUGAUGAUGACUCUAUUCAGGUCAAUCCUCUGAAAUAUCAAGUUGUCCAAGAACUAUUGAAACAGUUUUCUGGUAACAAGCCAGAUCAAGCCCAUGAAGUGUCUUCAGGAUACUUUAAAGAACAGGUGGUUAUUGAAUUCAGAAGAGCUCUUUAUUUUUCUGGGCUUCAGGUAUUGUAUGUCAGGGGUGGUGGAUUCUAUAGGCAUAUUUCAUCAGAUUUCUUCCAAAGAAACCAGAACUGUCUACAACGAUUAAUCCCAUGGCUGAAACGUGAGCUGACUGCUGUAUAUGGUGACUUUGGAUAUACAGCCAAAAAUAUUCUUUCUAUCAUCCUCCAAAACAUGACAGUGUAUGAUCUGGACAGCCAGCCCUUCUAUGAAAUCUUGGAGCCCUAUCUCUUGCAAUACACCAAACACUUCUUACAUGAAUUCAUCAGUUUUGCUCGGUCACCUUUUAAUAUGAAAACUUAUGACCAGAGAGCCAUUUAUGAGUGUCCUUCUCCAUAUGGAAGAGGAAAUCUAUUCACUAUCUCACCUGCUACUGACAAAGGAGUUUUACCAGCACUGGAAAAUUAUGCAGAGAUAUUUAAAACCAAUGACGACUCGGGGGAUAAAGGAAUAUUGCCUCACUCAUACUCAUAUCAUAACAUGCCAUCUGAGUUAACUUCCAUUCCAUCUGAAAGAAAUCUAAAAGAGCUUAACAGGGCCAAAAGUUACCAUCCACUGAGGAUCUCAACCACGUCAGAAUCAGGAGACAGCAAAGGUGUGAUUUCAUCACAGAGUUAUACCCAUAUUUCUCUUCUUAAGUCAAUGUGUGGGGAGCCCAUAGACUUGGCAGAACCAGCAUCUGAUGGCAAGAGAAACACUUCUGAGAGAAAAACAGAUGGGAGAAAGCUGAAGCCUGAAGAGGAUAAGUGUUUAGGAGAUAACAGAGCUACAUACUCCACAUCCAGUAUUUCAACCACCUCACAUUCUAGCCCCAAAGAAAAAAAAUUACUGUCUCUUUGCCAGCCAAUGAAGACCCAGGAGAAAGACCCAGAAAAGAACAAAAAUACAGAUUCCUCUGGGAAGAACUUUCAAAGUAGCUAUCCUAUGGUGAAGGAAACACAAGAAUCCCCCCCCAAAUCUCCAAAUUUCUAUUCAGAGAAUGUCCAUUCUCUUAAGAGAUCUGUUCAGAGGGGCCAAAGAGUACAGGCCUUUAGGAAAGAGAGGUUUAAGGGUCAGUCAUCCUCCCAAUGUAGAGAACUAAGCUCCCACCACUACAGAAGACUGAGAAGUUCACAGACCAGAGACCAUACGAAUUCUCUUAAAAAGGGGCUACCUCAGAGCAAUAAUGACAAACCACAUUUGUCCCAUUGCCAUAAAAAGAGAAGAUCAAGAAGCAGAGAUCACAAUGAUAGGGACCUGAGAGGAAACCAUCCAAGUGAACCUUUACUAACUAUAUCUUGUGAAGCUCAGGAAGAUGAUAAAGAAGAUGAUAUUCACCCACCAUUUAGGAGAAUUGUUCUAACUUCUGCAAGGGAGUUUUUUAAUACUAGGGGGAAAUCCCCAAAAUUUUGUAUCAGGGAAAAAGCUUUUAGAGUGAAAAGCCCUAAUGUCUGCCUCCCUACUGAGAAUCAUAGAUCAAACUGUCAGUGUAAGAGGAGGUCAGGUACAGUGUGUGUAGAAAACAACUCAUUAAACCAUGAAAAGAUGGGCAAGAAGAGAAGAUUCAAAUGCCAGCCUUCAGAGAAGGAAAAUAAUGGAACAAUGCCUAGCACACUGCCUGCUUCCAUUCAGAGGCACCAAAUAAAUGAGUUCACAUCCUUCUAUAGACCAGUUCUGCCCAAACAAAAUGUAAAACCUCUAGCCCUAGUUUCCAAGCACACCAUAAGCUAUCAAGAAGAGACAAGAAAAAUGUGAACAAAAAGUUGAAAGCAAGAUUAUUUGGUAAGAAGGCAACAGUGUUUAGGGAGGAACAUGAACCUACAAAGUUUAAAUGAUUGAAGGGACAUCCUACAUCAUUUUGCAAUUAGAAUUGUCUGUUUUAUUUAGUUAAAAAAAUAAAAAAUAUACAACAUCCA
Messenger RNA from Monodelphis domestica (gray short-tailed opossum), 2851 nucleotides. Lineage: Eukaryota; Metazoa; Chordata; Mammalia; Didelphimorphia; Didelphidae. The record is from RefSeq and is a predicted model, not a curated record.